AUGACUCGAUCCCUUAGAAAUCCUGAUUGGUUGAUAAAUAGUAAUAAAAUUGGCUUUGGCUACAAUCUACUUGCUGGUUCUCCGGUGUGUUAUACAGGUGCAUGUCAGAUGGAUGAAUUUACUCGUUCAAUAUUCAAACUUAAUUAUUCAUCACCAGUUCCAGGAUCAUGUACCGACAAGUUUGUACCGAAUAACGUUGAGCUAGACUGUUUACCAUCUGGUACACAAACGGUUAAUAUUGAGGUUGUUGACACAAUUGAAAAUCUACAUGCAUCUAUUUCGAGUAAAGUUGACGUUUCCACUGGGGCGAAAUUCAGAGGUGUGGGCUUCUCCUAUACACGUUCAAAAGAAACCCAACAUAUGCUUGACAAUAUAAUCAAUAAACAUCGAACCUCUAUACUUACUGCAGUUGAAAUUUCUUAUGCUAAGCUAUCGAUGUUUCAACCUAAAAUGGAACUAUCGGAUAAUUUUCGAUACGUUAUUGACAAUAUAUUUUGUUGUGAAGAAGGUGAUCCAAUGACAGAAGAAUACGUGAAGGACUUCAUUUUUGACUAUUUUGGAGUUGCUUAUGUCACAAGUAUUCUGCUUGGUGGGGUAGCUCAACAAAAUAUCUUUAUUGAUCGAGAAGCAAAAGAAAAACUAGAAAGAAAUAGCAUACAAAUAAAACAUCAAGCAGUGGUCAGCUUUGAUUUAUCAAUGGGUUCAAAUAUAGGAAAUAGUUUUAAUGUUGGACCAACUGUGACCAAUGGAGUGAGCGAUGCCAACUAUAAUAUGUUCAAGAAAGAAGUUAAAUCAAUGUCCAACACUAAACUUGGUGGUGUUCCUGAUUUAAUCAGCUUUGCUGAAUGGUCCAAAACAGUUUCAGACAAUCCUGUUAUUAUUAAGCUGAAAGUUCGAGAUAUUUUUCGUCUUUUUACAAAACAUUACUUUCCAGAUGACCCUCUGAUAACAAAUAAAUCGAAACUAAUAGAAAAAAUAUUUGAGAAAUAUAUUACUAGUUCUGUUUACUGUGACAAUAACUGUGGUGGUAAUGACACUUAUGGAACAUGCCAACCGACUGGAUUUUUCCAGUAUGGAGUUUGUCAAUGUAAACCAGAAUGGACUGGUAGUGAUUGUAAAACAGCUGUCAUACAGCAUCAUAAAAUACUACACGGCACUAUUUGUGGAUUCGAUCGUCCUUUUAUACAGGUUAAGUGCGGUGGUGCACGUCCAUGGGAUGGAUGUCCAACUGGUUGGAUUAAGUAUAGUUGGCACAUUGAUUUAACUAUUUGUUAUAAAAAUCAAACAGUUAUCAGCAAUCCUUUCUACGGAACAAUAUGUGGACUUCAUUCUUAUCAUUCACCAUCUAAUUUUAGUUUUAAUGUAGGUUGUAAUGACAGUUCCAAUGUUUACACGGGUAAAUGCCCGACAAAUUAUCAACUAAUUCAUGAAACACAGGGACCAUGCAGUGCUUCGUUACCAUACCCAAACUUCUGCAAUGCAGGAAAUGCAGUUUGUGCAGCUGUAAACGUGAACGAGGACUCACCAGGAACACUAUGUGGGAUGCAAAUAGAAGGAUCAACUGAGGGUCCCUCGUGUGAUGGUUUCAAUCCAGGUUUACGACAAUGUCCUUCAAACUAUACUCCACAGCGUACUCUCCUCAACUAUCUUGGAUUUAUGGUUUGUGUGAAAACUCUUCACUAA
Messenger RNA from Rotaria sp. Silwood1, 1683 nucleotides. NCBI's taxonomy places the organism in Eukaryota, Metazoa, Rotifera, Eurotatoria, Philodinida, Philodinidae. The record is from the annotation of a GenBank genome assembly.